Messenger RNA from Rasamsonia emersonii CBS 393.64, 1872 nucleotides. Its product is annotated as Serine/threonine protein kinase. Lineage: Eukaryota; Fungi; Ascomycota; Eurotiomycetes; Eurotiales; Trichocomaceae. Gene Ontology annotation, biological process: peptidyl-serine phosphorylation; intracellular signal transduction. Bases 1 to 1872 code for a protein of 623 amino acids. Gene Ontology annotation, molecular function: protein serine/threonine kinase activity; ATP binding. The transcript has 4 exons. The record is from RefSeq and is a predicted model, not a curated record.
AUGGAUCCGAAUAACAAUCGCCUGCACCUGAACUUUGGGUACAAUGACCGGAACUACAAUGUAGCCAACAACCGCGCCUACCCCACAACGCCCUCCGCAUUUCCGCAGCCCAUGUACCAGUCUCCCGACUACAUCGACGCUCACUCGGCCCAGAAUGCUGCUUAUGGGCAAGGAUACUUCGUGAACAACGCCUAUGCUCCUCAGCAGCCGCAGCAGGCCCAUUACCCCCUACAGCAGCAACAACAGUAUGCGCCGCACAAUCUGCAAUCUCCCCAGCCAACCUACCAGGGUCGCAUGGGCUACAACAAUGCCAACGACGGCACCAACGGCUUAGUCCAGCAGUUUUCCAACCAGGAUCUGAAUGCAUCGCCCCGUGCUGGCCUUUCUCCCCGUGCUGCCUCCCCUGCUCAGCGUCCCCGCACUGCCGGCUCGGCCGCAGCACAGCAACAACAGGCGGGACAUCUGGCGCCCCGAACAACCGCAGUCCGAAGUCCCAGAAUGAGGAAGAGGAGCUUCCGCGAUUCCCGGAGCGAUACUCGGACAAUGUCCACAAGCGUGGAAGGGCAGCGAAGGAGCUGUUCUGCCAACCUCGACAAGCUGCUCCAAAGCAACAGCAUGCCCGAUGCAAAGAAGCGUCAGGAGGCGGAAACUUUGGCCAAGAAAGAAUCCAGGUUCCUCCGUUUUCUGCGCACCAAGGAGACUCCCGCAAACUUCCAGACCAUCAAGGUCAUCGGAAAGGGUGCAUUUGGUGAAGUCAGGCUGGUCCAGCGGAAAAGCGAUGGCAAGAUCUAUGCGCUCAAAUCCCUCAUCAAGUCGGAAAUGUUCAAGAAAGAUCAGUUGGCCCACGUUCGUGCCGAGCGAGACAUCCUGGCGGAUUCCAAGGACAACCCGUGGCUGGUCAAACUGCACGCCUCCUUCCAGGACAGCGCAUAUCUAUACCUUCUGAUGGAGUUCUUACCCGGCGGUGAUCUGAUGACAAUGCUCAUAAAGUACGAGAUCUUUUCCGAGGAUAUCACCCGAUUUUACAUGGCCGAAAUCGUCAUGGCAAUUGAGGCCGUGCACAAGCUUGGUUUCCUCCAUCGGGACAUCAAGCCGGAUAAUAUCCUCUUAGACCGCGGUGGUCAUAUCAAACUCACCGAUUUCGGCUUGUCCACCGGAGGGAAGAAGACACAUGACAAUGCUUACUAUCAAAACCUCCUCAAGAAUUCCACUGCCAAGGACAAGAACCGCAACUCGGGAUACUUCUCAGAAUCCAUCAACCUGACCGUCUCCAACCGUAGUCAGAUCAAUACCUGGCGGAAGUCUCGUCGUGCCAUGGCCUAUUCUACUGUCGGAACUCCCGACUACAUCGCCCCCGAGAUCUUCAACGGCCAAGGAUACACUUAUCUGUGCGAUUGGUGGUCGGUUGGUGCCAUUAUGUUCGAGUGUCUGGUCGGAUGGCCUCCAUUCUGUGCGGAAGACACUACGGAUACCUACCGGAAGAUCGUAAACUGGAAAGAGUGCCUUUACUUCCCUGAGGAUCUCGUUCUAUCGCGUGAGUCGGAGUCGUUAAUCCGAGCCUUCCUAUGCGAUGCCGAACAUCGUAUUGGUAAUGAAGGUGGCCAGCACGGCGGUGCGACCCAAAUCAAGAAUCACCCCUUCUUCCGUGGAGUGGUGUGGGAUCAGCUGCGCAAGAUCCGUGCUCCUUUCGAGCCAAAGCUCACCUCGAACGUGGAUGUAUCCUACUUCCCGGUCGACGAAAUUCCUCAGGAAGACACCAGUGCGCAGCACCGUGCUCAAGCUCGCGCAAUGCCGGAAGAGCAAGAGGCGGAAAUGAGCUUGCCCUUCAUCGGCUACACGUACAAGGCGUUCAACGCUUUCCAGGGAAGUUAA